UUCUCAUCUUACUACGAGUUCCCGAGAACUACGCUCCGUCAAUGAUGCCGUGAGUAAGAACAUUACACUGGUACUGGAGAACCUCCUCAAGAACUAUGAAAGAACACAACUACCAACUCAUAAUACUGGAUGACCAACUGUUAUCACUACCAACAUAUUGAUACGAAGCAUGGGUCCAGUGUCUGAAUUGGAUAUGGAUUAUUCGAUGGACUGCUAUUUUCGGCAAACGUGGAGAGACUCACGACUCAGUUUUAAGGGACCAAUAAAGAGUUUGAGCCUGAGCAUUAAAAUGCUGGAAAGGAUUUGGAGACCAGAUACCUAUUUUUACAAUGGAAAGCAGUCCUAUGUUCACACCAUUACUGUUCCAAAUAAAUUACUGCGCAUAUCUCAGGAUGGUGAUAUUUUAUAUUCAAUGCGGUUGACAAUAAAAGCCAAAUGUCCAAUGGAGCUCAGGAGUUUUCCUAUGGAUCGUCAGUCAUGUCCAUUGAUUCUAGGCAGUUAUGCUUAUCCGAGUCACCAACUCAUCUACCAAUGGCAAACGGGCGGAAGUGUCAGUUUUGAGCCAGGAAUGACUCUCUCUCAGUUCGACCUGAUGGGCAGUCCUCAGCGCAACCUCUCUUUUCAUCGGAGAGAAGGUACAUUCUCGUUAUUGCAAGUGAACUUCAAUCUGCAAAGGCAUACAGGCUACUUCCUGAUUCAGGUGUAUGUGCCUUGCAUUCUCAUUGUCGUCUUAUCCUGGGUUUCGUUCUGGAUUCAUCGAGAAGCAACAAGUGACAGAGUUGGACUAGGAAUAACUACAGUUCUUACUCUAUCUACGAUCAGCUUGGACAGUAGAACUGAUCUUCCAAAAGUAAAGUAUGCUACAGCUCUGGACUGGUUUCUGUUGAUGAGCUUCUUCUAUUGCAUCGCAACUCUAUUAGAAUUUGCUGGCGUUCAUUAUUUCACCAAGGUGGGGAGUGGCGAGAUACCGAUAGAUGAGGACGAAUGGGAGGACGUGGAUGCGACGAGCCAGGAGGUGAUAGGCGUGACGGCCAGCGACCUCGGCUUCACCAUCAACAUGGACUCACCCACCUUCCGCAGUGCUCGACGGCGCAGCUCUCUCAUAUGCCCCAUCUACAAUGACCCGUCAGCAAUGAGCGGUUCUCCACGGCGGUUGUCGAUUGCCCCAGUGGUGAGCAGCCGCGUGCACACGGCUCGCAAUACCAUGGAGCGACACACGCAGACCGAAACCAAGGUGUCCAAGUGGACGCAAAUGCUCUACUGCAUAGUUGGAGAUGAUGCGUAUCGCAAACAGCGGCAAAGAGAAGCCUCACAGAGAGGCCCUGGAGUUGCAAAACACGUCAACAGCGUUUCGUACAUCGACAGAGCGGCCAGAAUAUUAUUUCCAGCUUCGUUCACGUUUUUGAACGUCGCUUACUGGAUGCUGUACUUCGAGUACCAACAGGAGUUCGGCUGGCAUGACAUACCAUCAGUUAGUCAUUAGACACUGCUGUCAUGGAUUAACCAGUUUUUAUCGAAACCUGCAUCAAUUAUUUCCGUAUCAUACAUAAUAUUCAUUCUAAAAAAAUUUCGUUUGGAAAAUAUCAACUAAGCGAAGCAAGAAAAACACAUCAGUAUACAGCUGGACAACUCCAUUGAUUUGAACUCUCACGAAUGAAAUUUGUUAAAAACAAGUAUAGCUUGAUUUAAUAAAGUAUUAAUUCCAGAUUAGGAAUAAAAUUCCAUACUAGUUGAAACAUCAGUAAUGAGUUUCUUAAUUAUCAAAAAUAUCAAAAUCAAUAUAUAAUAAUAUGUUUAUGAGUAUUAUUGUAAAAACUUCUAAAUGAAAAUUAUGAUCAAGUAAUUCCAAUUAGAGAGAAUACAAAUUAGGUCGAAGUAGACAAAGUACAUUGUCAACUGUUUCAGCUAGGUCAGUCGAGUAUCCUACCACAGUUCUACUUUCAAGUAGUUGUUGCUUAGACCAUGCAUCUAAUUCAGAGGAUAUCAAGUCAUACGUUGUAGAUAAAAAAUAGCAUUUAUUAAUUAAGUAAAAUAUUCAAUUGUCAUGACUCAGUUAAGACUUAUCCGAAUCCUAUGAUGAGUAUGUCAUAACGAGAAUAUUAUUUGAUUGUAAAUUCGAAAUUUCAGAGGCUAUAAACCUCUUUCAGAGUGCUCUAAUCAUGAAAUGGAUUAAUAUUGUUCAAAGCAUCUGUAUCUCGCUUUUCUGCUAUUAUUAAUACAAGCCAUUAUCGCAGAGCAAUUUGUGUUUCAUUCAUCCUGUUAGCACAAAUAUAGGCCUACAACUUUUCCUUUUUAUAAUUCUGUGACUUGUCUGUGAGAUUUUUCAAUGUAUUAUUGGAGUUUGAAUGUGAUAUGACCUCAAAAAUCUCAAGAGGUAACAAUGAUUGCUAUGAUUUUAUCAAAUCAAUUAUCAUGAUUUUACAUGAUAAUGUUAUGAUUGAAAACGAAACUGGAAACUCAUAUUAUUACCUGGUUUUGAGUAAAUUUCAAUAAAGUACCUAGUUUUGUCAAAUUUUCAUUGUAAAGAAUUUAAAUAAUCCAUUAUCUAUAUGAUUUCAUAAUCCAAAGAUGACAUGUUGAUAAAUGACAAAUGCUUCCGGUAUGUUCGUAUAAAGGAGUCUACUUCUUUAAUCUUCCACAGUAAAAUGGCCAACUCAGAUAACCUAUAUGCAAACCAAUUCGGAAAAUUAAAAAAAAA
This is a messenger RNA of Nilaparvata lugens (brown planthopper), 2698 nucleotides long. RefSeq names its product gamma-aminobutyric acid receptor subunit alpha-6. Gene Ontology annotation, cellular component: neuron projection; membrane; synapse. The transcript has 10 exons. Gene Ontology annotation, biological process: nervous system process; signal transduction; regulation of membrane potential. The coding region runs from base 170 to 1483 and encodes 437 amino acids. Gene Ontology annotation, molecular function: GABA-A receptor activity; extracellular ligand-gated monoatomic ion channel activity; neurotransmitter receptor activity. The record is from RefSeq and is a predicted model, not a curated record. Lineage: Eukaryota; Metazoa; Arthropoda; Insecta; Hemiptera; Delphacidae.